Molecule: messenger RNA, 1983 nt
Organism: Ostertagia ostertagi
Lineage: Eukaryota; Metazoa; Nematoda; Chromadorea; Rhabditida; Trichostrongylidae
Source: the annotation of a GenBank genome assembly
GAGAACGAAUGCGAGACUGGUAAGCACGACUGCGAUCAGUCGGCCAUCUGCCACGACAACGAGCAGUCGUUCUCAUGCGAAUGCCCCACAGGCUUCGUUGACAGAUCUCCCAACAAACUACAUCGCCCUGGACGAGUUUGUGUCAAGCUGGUGGACGAGUGCUCAACCGGACGCCACACCUGCAGCGCCCAAGCGGAUUGUCGUGACCUGGAGGAAGGAUACACCUGCGAGUGCCGCGAGGGAUACGUAGACCGUUCACCCAAUCUGGCUAGUCAACCCGGACGCGUGUGCAGUGCUCCAGAAGUUUGCCCAUCAAACCACGACUGUAGCUCAGCAGCUGUCUGUGAGCCACUGGGAGGCAACAAAUACCAGUGCUCCUGUAUUCAGGGAUAUGUUGAUCAGUCACCGAACGGACAGAAGGGACGUAUCUGUGUGAGAAACAACGCAUGCCGAGAUCCCAAGCUGAACACGUGCUCACGGAAUGCAAUUUGCUACGAUGAGGCCAGGGGCUAUCGUUGUGAAUGCAUCCGAGGGUUCAUCGACCGAUCUCCCGACCCAGCUCUGCGUGGACGAGUCUGUGAACCUCCGCCACCACCGACGCCUCCACCUCGUCAUCCUUGUCAAGAUCCAAAUCUCAACGAUUGCCAUGCAGCUGGCUCCUGUAGAGCGACUGGAGGGCAGUCGUACACUUGCGAAUGCCUUCAAGGAUACGUUGAUAAAUCCCCUGAUCGGAAUAAACCGGGACGCCUUUGCAUUCUCACGGAACCCGUCUGUCUCGAUAAAAGCCAAAACGACUGCCAUACGGCCGCGAUCUGUAGCGAAGUGUCAGGUCCCGAAAAAUACACCUGUCAAUGUCGUGAUGGGUACAUCGAUCAGUCACCAAAUCGGAACACACGUCCAGGCCGAAUCUGCGUUGAAAUGGUGAAUGAAUGCCUCGAUCGAUCUCUGAACGACUGCCACUCGUUGGCCAUCUGUGAAGACAAGAGAGAAGGCUACACAUGUCGUUGUCCAGUGAAUACGAUCGACAAGUCGCCAGACCGUAACCGUCCUGGUCGUCUUUGCACGAGGCAAAUCAAUGAAUGUCGGAAUCCGUCGCUCAAUACGUGCUCCCGAUUUGCAGAAUGUAUCGACAAAGAGAAACGGGUACGAGUGCCGAUGCCGUCAGGGCUACUUCGACAACGAUCGCGCUCAUCCUGGAACUCAUCAUCAACGAGUGUGACUCACCGAAUCUCAACGACUGUGAUCGCAACGCCAUGUGCAUCGAUCGAGAAGGAGGCUACGAUUGCAAAUGCAAGCCACCAUAUCGGGAUGAAAGUCCUAUCACGCAAUCGUAAUGCUGAAUGCGAAGAUAUGGACGAUGGCUACAUCUGCAGCUGCCGUGAAGGAUACUACGACCAAUCACCAAAUCCUCAAGAGCCAGGACGUGUCUGCCUAGAGUUCCAGGUGGACCAGAAAAUCGAGCAGGCCACGCACACACCUGUGCAGACGCAUCCACUCAAUGACGGUCUGCCUUGUGGUCGUGAGUUCUGUAAGAUCGCUAUGGGAGAAGUGUGCAUCAGCGGAUCGUACUGCGGUUGUCGUCCAGGCGAAAGCAGAUCGGUAGCGACCGGAAGGUGUGAACGAGUGGUGGAGACACCAAUGCAGAUCCGAGUGGUCAGCCGCGAUUCUCGUCCUCUGCUUUAUUCUAGCGAGUACGGAUCCACUAAGAGCCCUCCCUAUGUUGAAAUUGUGGACAUGUUCCAGAAAGAUAUGGCUAGAACAUUUGGUGGGACAAUCUAUGCCCCUCGAUACGUCAACACAAAGGUCGAGUACAUCACUCAUCCGAAGACAGUCAACAGCUCUUGGCCAGAUGGUCUUCUGUUCAAGUACGACGUGCAGACAACUCCAUCAAAACAGCAACCCAUUGAUAAAUGCGACCUGUGGAAGCAAAUGAUGGCCUCGUUACAGCGCACAAAUGGGGUUAUCGGUAAGUUCCAUAAGUGC